CCUCGUUUGACGAUUCAGACUCCAGAUAAGAUCUUUGGUCGCCCUUUCUUCUGUGAAUGCCAAUUUCGACUCCCUGUAGAUGUUCCCCGGAGCGGAGGCGUCGGUUGUUUGUCUGUUGUGUGCGUUGUCAGCUGUCCAAGUGCAACGAGUUGCCGGGUUCGCGUCGCCUUGGCCUGUUGGCAGAAACCUCGUGGGACAAAGCAGGGCGACUUCUUCGGCGGUGCACCGACAGCCGACACGCCUGGUGGGCUGAUGGGAAGAUGCAGCCAUCUGGCACAAGUGAUGUGCACCUCUCUCUUUGUGUGUCUGUGUCCGGUGUGUUCGUCAGUGGUCAGCAGGCGGCAAGUCAGAGGAAGAUCAACAGCUGGUACACAGAAUCACUCAGGCAUCAGGAGGGGACGGCUGAUCACCUGGGCCCUGUGUGUGAGUGAGUGCAGGAGACGGUUAUCGCCGCUCGCAAGAAACAGUUUGCCGAGGACUUAGCUGUCAUUGACAAAAAUCUGAAGUGGUUCCAAAACGAACUGGACACGUUCCACAUCAACUUUCCGAACCCGUCAAAGGUCGUCCUCACUCAGUAUCGGCAUCACCUGGAGAAGGAGGUCGCAAGGCGCCAGAAGGAGCGGGAGAAGCUGAUCGCCAAACGUAAGUGAUCCCGAACUCGACCAAGGCUGGCUGGGCACAGCGGGAUUAACGCAGCGUUUCAUUGAUUUCUGGUUGACCUUUUCGCCAUCAGACGAGGAAUGGCUGCAGAAGGUCCGAGAGCACGGCCUCCCUCACGGUAUGCACACGAAACCGGCUGGCAGCUGGGCAACGGCACGCGAACAUUCGUGUCUUUUGUGUGUGUGCGUACGUUUUGCGUGCUUCAUCAGCAGAGGAGCCCAAGGACGAGCCAGAAACAGUCGAGUCGCUCCGAAAGAGAGUGCGGGAGUUGGAGGAGACCGUUCGUUCGAUGGAGCGGGCCCAGAG
Vitrella brassicaformis is the source of this 966-nucleotide messenger RNA. Lineage: Eukaryota; Vitrellaceae. The record is from the annotation of a GenBank genome assembly.